AUGCCUCCGCGCCGCCGCCCCGCCUCCGGCUACCAAGGCGUUCGGGCGCGACCGAGCGGCCGCUUCGACGCGGAGAUCCGCCCCGGCGACGAGCGGAUCCGCCUCGGAACUUUCGACACCGCGCACGAGGCGGCGCAGGCGUACGACGCCGUCGCCUGGCGCCUCAGAAGCUCCCGCCGGACUAUGAACUUUCACGAUGUCUGGACGCGGGAGCAGGCGGAGCAGCUCGCGCCGCCACCGCCGGUCAUCACGCGCGAGCAGCAGCGCCGACAACGGGAGCUCGAGCAGCGCCUCCUCAUCGCCGAGAGUGACGAGGCCCUCCGCCUCGAGUGGGUGCGUCAAUUCCCUGAGGACGUCGCCGCCACGGAGGCCUUCUAUGCGUGGAAGGAGGAGGAGAAGGCGGCGGUGAAGGCGAAGAAAAAGGCGAGCCGCGAUAAGCGUCGGGCGAAGUCCGCCGCGAGGAAGGCGGCGAGGAAGGAGGAGGAGAAGAAAAACGGCGCAGGACCGUCCACCAUCAUCCUCUCCUCCUCCUCCUCCUUCGAGUGGACUUCGACGCUGGUGUUGGAGACUACUCCGAGCAGCCACUCGUCGGACUACGACUGGGAAUCGGAGUAG
This is a messenger RNA of Lolium perenne, 615 nucleotides long. The record is from RefSeq and is a predicted model, not a curated record. NCBI's taxonomy places the organism in Eukaryota, Viridiplantae, Streptophyta, Magnoliopsida, Poales, Poaceae.